AUGGCCCCUACGCUUCCCUACCGCGACAUCAACGUCAAAUUCGCAAACGACUCGUACACCUUUACUUCCCCAUCCUCUCCCCAUGCUCCCGCUCUCAUCAUCGACCGCCCCACGGGCGAUUUGCGUCUCGGCGAUGGCAGCGUCACUAAGCGAACUACCAGAGUGUCGAGCAUCGCUGGUAUCUUGGGUAUCAUCCAGCUGAGAUUAGACAAAUAUGUCAUCGUCAUCACAAAAGCCCAGCCCAAGGGCCGCCUCAAGGGCCACAUGGUCUACAAGGUCGUCGCGACAGAAAUCCUUGCCAUGCGCGAGCGCCAGAUUCGAGAUCCCGACGAGGAUACCUUUAUCAAUCUUCUUCACAGCUUCCUUAAGACCGCCCCCAUGUAUUUUUCCUACUCCAUGGACCUGACCAACAGCUUCCAAAGGCAAUCCGAAUCCGACGUCUCCUUGCCUCUGUGGAUGCGUGCCGACGACCGCUUCUUCUACAACAAGCACCUCCAGUCCGAACUCAUCGACUUCCGCACCAGAGGCGCCCGGGGAUCCAUGGGACCCCAGCCCGGCGCCGACCCUUUCAUCCUCCCCGUCAUCUUCGGCGUUCUCGAGACCCGCCCCACCAACUUCAAGGGGAACCCCCUGACCCUCGUCCUCAUCUCCCGCCGCUCGCGCCACCGCGGCGGUACCCGAUACUUCACCCGAGGCCUCGACGAGGAAGGCCACGCCGCCAACUACAACGAGACGGAGCAGGUCGUCGUCGUCAACGACACGGGAAGCAGUCGCAUGGGCGGCUUCGCCGGCAGCUCCGACAUGCACAGUGGCCAGUUCGGCAAAGCCAACCCCGGCCCGGGCGAGGAGAUGCAGGUCAUGUCCUACGUGCAGACCCGCGGCAGCGUGCCCACCUACUGGGCCGAGAUCAACACCUUGCGUUACACGCCCAAGGUGCAGGUCCGCGGCGUCGAGACGGCCCUGCGCGCCGCCCAGCGCCACUUCGACGAGCAGAUCCGCAUCUACGGCGACAACUACCUCAUCAACCUCGUCAACCAGACCGGCCGCGAGCGCAACAUCAAGAACUCGUACGAGCAGAUGGUCGAGCUCCUCGUGUCGUCCCCGCGCGAGGACGUCCAGGCCGACCUCAUCACCGACGAGAAGUUCCACACCAUCCAGCCCCAGGGGCCCGCCCAACAGGAGUUCGACCGCCUGCACUACGUCUACUUCGACUACCACCACGAGACGAAAGGGCUGCGCAUGCACCGCGCCUACGCCCUGGUCGAGAAGCUCGCCGACGCCCUCGCCCAGCAGGGCUACUUCCGCGCCGUCGACAUGCCCGGCCCGGACGCCCGCCUCGAGCCGCGCGCCCACCAGUCCUCCGUCAUGCGCACCAACUGCAUGGACUGCCUCGACCGCACCAACGUCGUCCAGUCCAUCUUCGCCCGCCACGUCCUGGACCGCAUCCUCGAGGACCUCGGCUGGCUCCCGCGCGGGUCCUCCUUCCGCGACGAGGACCCCGUCUUCGAGGACCUCUUCCGCAACAUGUGGGCCGACAACGCCGACGUCAUCUCGUGCGCCUACUCCGGCACCGGCGCCAUGAAGACCGACGUCACCCGCACCGGCAACCGCACCAAGAUGGGCGUCCUCCAGGACGGCCGCAUCGGCGUCACCCGCUACGUCAAGAACAACUUCCUCGACGGCCCGCGCCAGGACGCCUUCGACCUCUUCCUGGGCGCCUACCGCCCCGCUGCCGACCUGGGCUCCGGUCUCGUCUUCGCUGACCGCCGGCCCCUCCUCAUCCAGUCCGUCCCAUACCUGCUCGCCUUUAGCAUCUUCCUCGUUUUCGUCGCCCUCUUCUCCCGCUCCGACGCCGUCCUCACCAUCCGGAUCUUUAUGCUCUUUUGGCUCGCUGUCGCUGUUUGGAGCAUCAGCUUCAUCCUGGGCCAUGGCAUGCUCUACGUCAACUGGCCCAAUCUGAACCCUAGGCCAUGGGCCAACGAGGGCUAUAACGAACAUAUUGCAAAGGCGCGCAAGGAUUCCGUGAUUGGCACUCUUGUCGCCAAGCAUGAGCGUGGUCUCAGCACGGCCCGCUACCUGAACGCGGAGGAGGGCAAGAAGAGGAUCGAGUAG
Sodiomyces alkalinus F11 is the source of this 2112-nucleotide messenger RNA. RefSeq lists its product as hypothetical. Gene Ontology annotation, biological process: phosphatidylinositol dephosphorylation. Lineage: Eukaryota; Fungi; Ascomycota; Sordariomycetes; Glomerellales; Plectosphaerellaceae. The transcript has 3 exons. Bases 1 to 2112 code for a protein of 703 amino acids. Gene Ontology annotation, molecular function: phosphatidylinositol-4-phosphate phosphatase activity. The record is from RefSeq and is a predicted model, not a curated record. Gene Ontology annotation, cellular component: endoplasmic reticulum.